UACUUAAAAGUAUCUUCCCGCAGCAAAGGGAAAGUCAUUUCUGGUAGCAGCGAUUUUACACCGAUAGGAGUAAAGAGAAGGAAACGAUUCGACUUCGAUCACGACAAGUCAGCAUCAAGAAUGUCUCGUCGUCGCUUUACACUCUUCACCGCAAUCUUCCUCUUUGCCUUCUCCGUUCCUUUUCUGGCUGGUGCAGCAAAGGAUCCUCAUGAUCAAAGGCUUAAAUACUUAUCGUCGCCAUUUGAAGCCGCUUUGGAAAUGCUACAGAAGCAAAUCGGCUACAAUUUCAAGAGAAUUGAAGUGCUUCGUCGUGCCAUGACCCAUCCUUCCUUCUCCGAAGAGAACAAUAGGGCAUUAAGCAUUCUGGGCGCCAAUGUCAUUGAAACAUCAGUGUCACUUCACAUCCUACGGAAAGACAUUGAGAUUUCACCAAAAGAUUUGAACCGCCGUAUUUCAGAGAUCUCCAAUGUGGAAUCUUCUUGUGCAAUUGAUGGCCUGCGAUUGGGGAUACAUAAAGUGAUUAGAGUUUCCCCCAGGACUAAUUCUUCAAUUCCUGCAGUUGUUUGUGGUGCUUACAGAGCAAUCUUUGGUGCUAUUGCCAUUGAUACUAACAAAUCUGAUGAUGCUGGAAAUGUGUUCUGGAUUGUUCACGGUGGUGACAUCGGAAGAGCUCUUGCUUUCUAAGUUGACGUUUCUGCUAUCUGCUGUUCGAAGAAGUUAUGCUGUGUAACUUGGGUGCUUUCAUUUAGUGGAAAUGCAGGUAACGCCUUUUAUACAUAUAUAUAUAUAUAUAUAUAUAUAUAUAUAUAUAUAUUUGGAAUAAUGUGACUGAUGAUACUGUUUGGUGAAAAAAUUGGAAGUAAAAUGGGCCUAUUAAAAUGCAA
Messenger RNA from Mangifera indica (mango), 884 nucleotides. RefSeq names its product protein NUCLEAR FUSION DEFECTIVE 2-like. The record is from RefSeq and is a predicted model, not a curated record. Gene Ontology annotation, biological process: regulation of gene expression; rRNA processing. NCBI's taxonomy places the organism in Eukaryota, Viridiplantae, Streptophyta, Magnoliopsida, Sapindales, Anacardiaceae. Gene Ontology annotation, cellular component: nucleus. Gene Ontology annotation, molecular function: ribonuclease III activity; double-stranded RNA binding. Bases 121 to 684 code for a protein of 187 amino acids. The transcript has 3 exons.